Molecule: messenger RNA, 1065 nt
Organism: Anisakis simplex (herring worm)
Lineage: Eukaryota; Metazoa; Nematoda; Chromadorea; Rhabditida; Anisakidae
Source: the annotation of a GenBank genome assembly
AUGAGCGAUCGAAUGAUCGCUCAUCUUUUCGUGGAGUAUUUUCAGCAUGUUGUCGAUGAAGAUUCUGCACGAAUUGCGAUCGAGAAGCUCGAUGGAUAUAUUUUGGAAAAUAAACCAAUCAACAUCAGAAGGUCGACCUCGAAACUGCGACGUGAACCAGGAAUGGACAAACGGUGUUAUCGGUGUGGUGCGGCCGAUCAUAAGACGGUACAAUGUCCAAGUGACCCGUCGAAUCAAGGCAAUCUGAAACGUGGCACGAGUGCGAGUGGUGGACAGCCAAUCACGACGAUCGGAGGUGGCGGAGAGAAGCGAUUCGCUGCCGAUCCAACUGGAAGCGGCACACCUACGAUAACGAUAAAUCUGACUGGACGACCGAUUCCGGGCACGCAGACUCAGAUGCCAACGAGUGCAGCUUAUAAUGGCUACCAAACAGCAACUCAGACGGCACCACCACAGCAACAAUCCGUAGCACCUCAACAACUCGCUUCUGUUGCGCUCUCUGCCGCUGAUUCUGAUCCUGAACUCGCGAGACCUAUUGACAGUGAUUUGAUACCACUCUACGAACAGUAUAUGGAAUCUCGAACGAAGUAUUUCUAUUUCCGAGAACGACUCUCGAAAGAGAUGAAAGCACGUGCACAUGCAAUGCAUGCACCUAUCAAUGCAGGCGCCAUGCAACCGGCUCCUUUACAGGCACCUUACAAUACCGCCUUGUACGGUGCUGCCACUCUUGUUCAACAACCACAACAACCGUAUGCACAACAAACGCCGACUGCAGCAGUGCCAUAUUCGACUGGAGGUGCAGCGCAUUUCUACGCGAACACGUCGAUGGCGAGUGCUGUCACGGCUGGUGGUAUCUAUUCGACCACACAACAGCUACAGCCCCAACCCCAGCUGCAAAUGCAACCUCAGCCCCAACCCCAACCUCAAACCUACAUGCUGUCGAAUGCAUCAACCGCACCUCUGAUGACCCAUCAGCAACAACCAAUCGUAUCAGCGCAAUACACCCAACCACAACCGCAAGGCAUCGCUUCGGUUCUUCAACCACAAUCUGCCAGACUUUAUUGA